Messenger RNA from Bemisia tabaci, 7589 nucleotides. It is a transcript of the gene Hydr2, whose product is annotated as abhydrolase domain-containing protein 2. The record is from RefSeq and is a predicted model, not a curated record. Gene Ontology annotation, cellular component: sperm plasma membrane; sperm flagellum. Lineage: Eukaryota; Metazoa; Arthropoda; Insecta; Hemiptera; Aleyrodidae. Gene Ontology annotation, biological process: acylglycerol catabolic process; sperm capacitation; medium-chain fatty acid catabolic process. Gene Ontology annotation, molecular function: acetylesterase activity; monoacylglycerol lipase activity.
ACUGUCCGACGUAGGGAGGAGAGGGGUGCGAGGUAUUUAUCAGAAGUCAAGGUAUUCCACCGUCACCAACCUCCUCGCGAAUCGCGAUUUCAGGGUUCGGCCGUGAAUCACCAUUACGCUACAUUUGUGUCUUCUCCGUAAUGGAUAGUGAUCUCAUUGUUGGUUCUAGUGCUCAUCUUUGAACCUUUAAUAUCUUGAUUCAACCCGAUCAUGAAUGUACGGUAACAAGUAGCUAGCUUUAUGAGUUCGACGCGUAAAUCAUUACCCCGUCAAGAAUGUCUACGGCGUUCCUCCUUUUCGCUUUCGCUUUGAUUCUUUGCGUGCUUUUUCGUAUUCUAAACGUGAACAGUCAGCCGCAAAAACCAGUGUUUUAUUAUUGUGAUUCCUCUUUCCUCAACAAGAUCUUGAAGUCUGCACCUAUCUUGGAAGAACCAUACAUCCCAACACGACUAUGGGGCUUCAGUGGACAUGUUCAAACCAUUCUCUACAGCUUUCUCGGCCGCACUUGCUGCCCAUGGCCAGUUGGAGAAAGAUUAUUCAUCCCACUUCUUGAUAAAACAACUCUAACCUAUGACUUAUUUCAUCCAACUGCUGGCUCUAUAAAUGAUGAGGAUGUAACCCUGAUAGUCGUUCCUGGAAUCUGCAAUACGUCAGAAAGUGAUUAUAUCCGAACAUUCGUCAAUUACGCCCAGAAUAAUGGAUAUCGUUGUGCAGUUCUCAAUCAUGUUGGAGUUCUACCCAAUGUCCCUGUCACUGGACGCAGAAUUUUCACUUAUGGCUACACAGCAGAUCUGGAUGCAAUGCUAGUGCAUCUCGCAGGGCGUUAUCCAAAGACCAAAAUGAUCGCAUUCGGAUACAGCAUGGGCGGAAAUCUCAUCACAAAGUAUUUGGCCGAAUCCCAUUACAAAAAACCAGAGAACUUACUAGGUGCUGUCUCUGUCUGUCAACCGUACGAUGCAAAUGCAGCAACAGACUGGCUACUGCAUUGGCAGAACUUCCGACGGUUUUAUCUGUAUGCUAUGACUGAAGCGAUCAAAGGUGUAGUCAUGAAGCACCGCAGGAUCCUUCUAGCAGAUGAUGUGAAGCAAAAGUGCUCCUUAAAUGAACGUGAGAUAAUCUCUGCUGCUACUUUGCCAGAGUUGGAUGAUGCAUACACAAGGAAAGUGUACAACUUCUCAACGCUGGAAGAGCUCUACCGAUGGAGCAGUUGUGUGUACUACCUAGAUAACAUAAAAACGCCUAUAAUCUUCAUCAAUGCCAAAGAUGACCCGCUUGUACCAGAACCUCUUCUCGAACCAGUCCGAAAAUUUGCACAGAAACGUCAAGAAGUUGUUUACAUGGAAUUGGAGCAUGGAGGUCACCUGGGAUUCUUCGAAGGCGGACUGUUCUACCCAAAUCCGAUCGCUUGGCUCGAUCGAGUUUCUCUAGCGUUGGUCGGUGCCUUCCUCCUCACGCACAAAGACGAAACCAAAGUGGUGCGAAGCUAGUUACUCUGUUCUAGCAAGGUGCUCACCUCUUCUCAUCCUAAUUACUACUGAUUUAGCUAUUUGUAAGCUCUGUAUUUAUGUUUUCAAGUUUGUCUUACUGCGACAUUCUCACUUUUCCUGUGUUGUUGUAAACAGUGAAAAUUCUCAUUUCAAAUUACUCUCAUUGGCCGUUUUGAAAGUGAAUCAGGCAUUUUGUUGAGAGUCAAGACAACAGAAGUCAAACUUGCUUCAAAGAAGGUUAGCCGCUCAAUUUCUGUUAAUGUUUUUCGAAAAUUUAGUAUAGAUAUUAUUUUUGCAAGCAACUAUAUAAUCACAAAAGGCAUGUUUCGUGGAAAAUAUAGCUCACAAACAAUGAAGCAUGAAAUGAGGUUUAACAUAAAUCAUCACAAUUCCUCUGUUACUCUUUGAAUGUCACCUAAGAAAAAUGGGGGUAGUGGCACUUUUUUAAAUUAACUCUGCUACGAGAUAUUAAUGCACUCGGAGUAGUUUAAUGCUGAACCUUGUGUUUUACCCCAAUGAUAAAGGAAGUGUUUAUGUUAUCUCCCUUAUUCUUUCUAUUAAAACAAAUUUUGGUGCCUCUCGAGACAUGCUUUUUCAAAAAGAAGAUCAAAAAAAUUCAAACAAGUAACCAUUGAAGUAAGUGAAUGUCUUGAAUUAUUUUCAAAACUGCCAGUAAGGCCUUGUCCAUGUGAGCGCAGUUUGCCAAACUUCAGGCUAAUUAAUGCAUAAAACCAGGGUUCUACGGAAUAAAUUAUGCUAAGGUAAAAUAUGUCCAGGGAACGAGUUUGCCUGAAGUUCUGCGAAUUGUACUUAUGUGGACAAAGCGGAAGUCUUUGAUUGUGACUUUUGUUGUGAUAACAGGGUGUCUGCUUCUUUGGAAAUCAUCGGAAUUAAAUUUUCCUGUUUUUUCCUCCUCUUUUUUAAUUUUUUGGUACAUUUUAGAGACAAACAUUUUACAGUUCUCAGUUUUUGGCAAAUCUUAGAGAAUUGUAAUUUUAGUUGAAACCAAGAAACCAAACCCUAGGGUGUUUCAUGUUCUUAGUGGUUUUUAGGAUUAUGGUAAUCUCUAUGCUUUCCUCUAGUAAUUGCAACCCUUGGCUAUUGACUUGGCUUGACUUUUGAAAAGCCUCUAAACACAUUUCUAGAAAAAUCAAAGCUGGUAAAAUUUAAAAUAUCAUUGGGAACUCAAUUUCAGUAAUAGUUUUAAACAAAGCCAAAGUUUUGAAAAUAUAAGCAAUAAAGCAAUCGCCAAAUCUCCAGUGAAAGAACACUUUUCAAUGAUAUUUUAAACGUUACCUACUAUUUUUGUUGUUCAAGUCUUGCCAAUUUAUCAAUGUAGAAGGCACAUAUUUGUCCUCAUUUUUAUUUUAAGCUGCAAGCAUCUCUUAUUUAAAUUUUCUCCUGAAGCUAACUUGAUUCAAGCAGGCGUUGGCUUAAUUUUCUCAAACUUCGUGCAUGGAACACCCUACGGCCUCUAAAAUAAUGUAUUCAAUCGGUUUACACUUUUAGUUCGAUUUGCUCUGAUUUGAAAAUAUCUUUUAUUGGAUCACUACUCAUUUCCUUCAUUAAUAUGAACUUAUUUUUUGCUAGUUGUCCUCUAUGCUCACAUUUUUGGUCAUGUUUUCGACAAAUGUGCUCACUACUCAUGGUUGUUCACCCUUCAGUACCUUUAGAAUGAGAGUGCUAUUGAUACUGUCACCAUACUCAAAACAAAGGAUCACCAAACUCCAAUUGUUUCAUCAAUAGAUGCAGAACCUAUAAGCACGUCUGAACUCAAAAUUAUUUUACAAUACAUCUGGUCUGUACUUGUGGAACAAGCUUAUUUUUGGCUUUGCUCCAAUACAAUAGAGUAUUUUAUAUCUGUCACGUGUUGAUGGCUGAAUUAGAACAUAUGAAUCUCUUUUCCGAAUGUUGUUAACUUCUGCAAUUGAAAAAAAAAUCCUUGUAAUUUCUCAAAAAUGUUCACUAAUAUUCCUCUCUGUGUAAAAAAUAUUCUUUGAUAAUUUCAAAGAGUGAAAGUGUUUAAUUUUCCUUUGAAAACUUAAAAGAGCAGAAAUUUUACAAUUCUGCAAUAAUUGAGGGAUGUCAUUCACAAUCUCAGUCAUGGAUACUGCUGUAGAUGAAAACCAUGGAGUUGAAAGUAAUAAAGGCAAUGCAGCUCAAGUUACUCUUAAACCAUUGACGUUUUACAGUUUUUACAACAUAAGCUUUGUUUUUAACGCAGGGAUAAUUAGAUUAUAAAUAGAAUUUUCAGUAAUAAAAGCGAAAACAAAUGAGUGUUCUUGAGGACAUUAGUCAGAGUGCUUUGCUGAGUCACCAGAUAUCAUUCUCAUUCUGAAGGUAAUGAGUGUCACCUUAUCUGAAAUUGUAUUCUUGGUUCUGCAUUUUACAAUGUAAAGGGUCCUUAUGACUUGGAUAAGUAAAAAUAUACACGCUGCAGUAGUUUUUUUCUAAAAGGUGGCACUUUCGUUUUAAAUCUAUUAAAAGAGAACUGUAUCAAAGUUUUCUUGUAAAAAUUGUCAAUUUUGUUCUAUUUUAGUGUGUUCAAAGCUCAAAAGAUGUUCAAAUUAUUUUCAAGCAUUUUUUUUUUGUAAAUAUGUAAACUGUCAAAUCUAUAUAAGGUCAGGAUAAUUUAUCCAUAGAAUCUAUCUUUAUCUUCAUUUUAGUUUGCCUGCAGACACCCUGAAUUGGUGCCUCAACUCAGCAGAGUUGAACUCGCUGCAUCUUCUCAUUACUCCAAGAUAGCAGCUUUUUAAUUCUGCAUGAAAGUGCAGGAGCUUUAAUUUUAAGGAGUUAUCAAACUAUCAUCCGCAUUUACCCUAAACUCAAUCCCUUCUAAAAUCCUCUUAAUUUAUUCUCCUAAUCUUCGGUGCUUUACCUCUUGAUUUUGCAUUUAUGCCCGAGUGACCCGGCUGAAUUAUGUAAGUUUCUAAUUUUAAGGAAAAUUUACCUUUGCCCUUAACAUUCUCAGUGUAGUUUGGAGGGAAUUUCUGAGAGAAUUCAGUCAAAGAGCAACGUAAAGGAACUAUUGAACUGUCUAAAAUUGGGUUAUUGAGGGCGUGUUAUCUAAAAACAAAAUUAAAAAUUCCUGCCAAUGAUAAUGAGCUAUGAAUUACAAAUUGGCAAUUAUAAUUUCUGCCACCAGAAAUAUGCUAAUUUUAAAAGUAUUAUGUCAAGUAGGGGUACAGAAUGUGUUGGUUUUUAUUGAAUGCAGAUUUGUCGCUGAUUUUUUUAGUAGCUUUACGCUUGCAAACUGGAAUCCAGUUUUUUCUAUUGUUUUUCGAUGGCUGAGGAACAAUCCCGUCUAACUAAUAAUUAUUUUUGCGAUAAAAGUGGUUUUGCUGCAUUUUGCAGUAUUAUAUCCUCGCAAACUCAUGUUUGUAGUUUUUUCCAAUUUCCCAUGGGAGCGUUAUCUAUGUGUUAAAAAAAAAAUUGCAAACUUAACCUCAAAGUUACAAAAAUGACGAAAUUUUUUCUUUGUCCUGUAAAAUUUUAAGUUUGCAGUUGGGCAGUAUUGUUUCUUAGUCACCGUUUUUCUUGGCUAAUGAUGGCUUUUUAACUUAGUUUGAUUCUCCAUCUUGACCAAGUGGAAGGAGAUUUAGCACCCCAACUAAGACUGUAAAAGUAUCAAUUAGGCUAAUUGGCCUUUGCCCAUUACAGAAAUUUUCUAUCGCUAGGUUAGGACUAACUGGCUGUGAUCAAGAUGAUGUGUAUGAUGAUGUUUACUCGAUCUUUACGCUUACCAAUUGUAGCCUCGUAACUUCAGAAUUUAAAUCUAAAAUUUAGGACCCUCCUUGACUUCCCAGGGCAUUUAAAGUAAUUACAUUUAAUUGCUAACUGACCGUUGCAAUCUUUUUUAAAAAAGUUUAAGUAAGAUCAUUCCAGUUGCAGUUCCGGACAUCUUGACUUGUUUUAGUUUUAAGGCGGAUCUUCAGUUUUUGCCCAAUGAAUUCUGGGUACAAUGGAUAUAUUACAAAUUGAAACCCCAAAAUUUCAGUCUUCAGAUUAAUCACGAAGGAAUGUUCGUGCCAAAAGUCAUCUUCCGUAGUCUUGAAACAAAGUCAAAGUACAGUUUCCAAUUUACAGCCGAUACAUUGAGAUUGGUUGCAAAACAGAAACAGAACUUGUGACUGCAUUUUAAGAUUUUGGAAUAUCAUUUUCGGCACGAACAUUAAUGAUUGAUAUAUAGACUGAAAGUUUGAUUUUCCCAAACUGAUCCACUAGUAUUGUAAAAAAUUAAAAAAUAUCAAUUGUACCCAGAAUGCAUUGCCCAUGAACUGAUGAUCCACCUUAAAUACUUCUGAGUGCGUUAGAUAGUUAAUUGUUUAAUUCUCGUUCACUUUCUAAAUUUAUUUUUAUAAUCAGAGGGAAAGGCCGCACAAUUGCCGACUUCCAAACAUUCUAAGAUGCAGAAAUUUAAAUUUAUGUAACCGGAGUUCUACUGUCACUCCUUCUUUGAGUUAAUCCUUGUGUUUGAUUGUUUGAAAAUUCAGGCAAUUCGUUAUUUAUAUCUAAAUUUAAUAUUUCAGGAAUAUUUGAAAGUAUAGGAAGUGAGAUGGUUCGGUAUUAUGUUGAAAAUAGAGGAUCAGGAGUGAAGGAAAUUUGUUGUCAUGAAUGCAUUACAUUUAUUGUAGUUAUGAAGUUGUAACAGUUUCUUAUGCCAAACUAAUUCUGCCAUGGUUGUGACCUCUGAAAGUUCAGAAUUGUAUGGACCAAAGUUAAAUCAGUCUUUUGCGUGGACGAGUUUUGAAACCCUUUUGUUCAUCGAUGGGAGAAGUUGAAAUGCAAUCCAUCUCUCACCCGGAUUAUUUCAGACUGACUGUGAGCCAAUUUUCGGCCACACUAGGUAUGGUCGAUCAGUGGAGUGGAUCUGAAAGAGAUGCCUAGUGACUGACCUGUGUGAUUCAGUCUUGCUAUGGUUGACAAUCAUGCAUUUAAACUUUCGCAAUAAUAUCCAUAAAAUACUAUUUAUCAAAUUCUGCUUUUAUGUAUACGCUUUUAAAAAAGUGCACGUAGUUUUAGAACUGUGUGAAAGUCACUUGAUCAACUUUUCUGGAGUUUUCAUUAUCGCUGAGUCCGUCUUUUAUACGUAAAGAAAUUUUUCCUUAUCUUAGCCUAAUUUGUCUAAUUUUUUGAUGGAUUAUUUUUUUAAAAUCAUAGAAGUUACAAACAAGUGAAUCAAAUAUAUAUGAUGAAUUUAAGGGAAAUAGCGCUUGUAUCCAUUCUGCAUCGUGCAAAUGUUAUCUUACAUUUUUCUACCAGAUAAUUGUUCGCCAUGAUGAGUGAAAGUCAGGGAUUUUGAAAGUGAAAAAUUUGUGGGAAUUCCAAAAGAAAAGUGUAUGUUGUAAAUCUAAGUCCUUUCAGCUCCUUCUCAAUCUAUGAUCUAGAUCUGUGCUGUCAUAGGUAGUUUAUUUCUGGUCAUUAGAAUCACUAUUGAAGUAUGAACCAGAAUAUUUCUAAAAUCCAGAAAUUCAGAAAACAGCUCCCCUCCUCCCAGUGCCUAUUUCUGUCACAUGAUUUCUUACCAACCUAUGUAUUGUAAUUAAUUCCAUUUAACACCAGCAUUUAUUUGUUAUACAACUGUAAAUAUUUAAGUUAGAAUCCUUGCUCAUACGCUUUCUAAAUUAUGUUUUAACAGUGGCAUCAUUGUAGAUUUUCUCGGAGGAGCUGAAAUUCGCCUCAAGGAGGCAUAACUUUUCGUCUACCAUGUGCUACUGAGAGUUUCCAAAGAGCUGAAAGUUUGGAGAUGGUCGUAAUUUUUAUUUCUCCCCUUUCUCAAGUUAUGCAUCAGUUUUAGGAAGAUCUUUGGAAUCAGUGUUAGAAUCUGAUGAUCUACUUCUUUGAAAUGUUCUACCCUUAAUUUGUUUGCCUUUAUUCUAUUUGCUCAUGCUAUUUUUAUCUGAGGAAUGUCUCCCUCUCCUCAAGUGAUGCCAUUGUUUCAUUGUUGUUUCUCAAGAGAUGAAAUUUCUCUAUCUUUUCAUUUGAUUUGCCUUUAUUUUAUUUGCUUAUAUUUUUACUGGAGUAACCUUGUAAAUGAGCCCUUUGUUACAAAUGGGUAUUUUAACUGUAAAUAAAGUCCUAAUGUUGGCCUAUACCCAAUUA